GUGACACAUUGAAUCCCAUGCGACACUGAGAGCUGGUCGGAAUAAACACAUUGCUUGUACAAACCGUCUGAUCGUCCCAACCCAUACCACGACAACAAACUUACCCUCAAAGGUAAAUCAAUACAAAUAAGUUUUAAUUGAAUAACUUUUUGUUCACAGUAAACUGUUGAAUAUCGUGCAGUGCCGACAACCGCCCGACAGAUGACGACAUUUUACACGAGAUCGCAAAAAGCCGCCGCCUGACCAGGGCUCAGAAAAUCUGCAAAGACUCCCCCCACCUCCACCAAGGACUCUAGGAAAAGGUUCCAAAGCAGAACCUCCAGGUUCUGUAACAGCUUCUUCUCUCAGGCCGAGCUGUGGAACCCGGAGCAAGCAUGUUCCCCUGGACUGACAGUGGGUUUGCUGCCACAUUCACUCCCUGAAUCCCAGCUGUUGGCUUGUUGGAGGACACCAUCAAGACAAUAAGGAGGAACGCCGCUUCUUGGAAGUGAGGGCGAAGCCCGCCGAGAGAGUGUGGACCAGGCUGGAGGAAAACCAUGCAAGAAGUGGAUGCUGGGUGCCAUUACGCAACAUGAGGGGCAUGGAACUCCACCAGCGCCACCACCACCAACACCACCACCGCAGCAGCGCUUCAUCGCGGCAAAGCCAGCUGGGAAAGGAUGCCAGCUGCUAGCACAAUGACUGGUGGGAGGGCGUUGCUGCUCUGUACAAACACUGACAACUGUAUCUACCAAUCAGUCAACGGGCUCCAGUGCUGUGGCUUGAAGGUUGGGGAGGCUCCGUCGUCCGUGGUGCCCCAGCGGUGCGGGUUACCGGGGGACAGCGACAACAACCGUCCCAUCUCCUUACUAAUAAGCCUGAAGGGCAGCCCAGAUCCUACUGGCAAUAUGCUGACUCACAGGAGAGCUUCCUCCACUCCAAAUGACACAAGAACUCCUAACCUAGAGAAUGGACAGUGCGGUAGGCUGAAUAAAAGCCAGGCCGGAGUCAAGGCUGCAAGUAUCCGUGAUAAGAUUUCCCAAUGGGAGGGCAAGAAGGAGACCAUUUCCACGGACACUUGUCCACUAAGCACAACACAUAAGGAAAUUGAGUCGGUGAGAAAAAAGGAACUGAAAUCUCCGGAGGUCCAACGGACCAACAGCAAGAGGUUCACUAGCUGGGAAAGGCAGGACUCCGGAAAGGAGAAUGUUGGCAAGCUUGUGGACCUGAGGACUAAAUCUCCAGAAGGCCUAACAAACAAGGACAAAGAAGUGAUUCUAGAGAGAGGACUGGGGGCUGCUAAGGCAACAGAACAGCCCCAAGACAAGAAAUCCGUUUUAACUCAUGUUAAGAAACUAGAAAAAGCAACAAAACAAGUUCCCGACGGACCGUCGCUGGCUUUUCCAGGGAAUUACUUUUGCCCACCGUCCAAAGAGGAGCUGGAAGAAUCAGAAAAGAGGCUCAACGAACCCAUUUUUGGGACUUUCGGGUCGAGGCGGAAAAGAGACGGGGAUCGGGAGAACGUGUACAGUGAACCGGGGGCUCCUUCUAUCAACCCUUUGCCAAAACCUCAGAGAACCUUCCAGCACCACACACCGCCUUCCACCCCAAUUUCAGCGCCCGGAUCUCGUAAGGGGAAGAGGACUCUGCCGCCUCUGCCUUCCAUUCCGCCUCCACCUCUACCCACCUGCCCGCCGCCUGGAGUUUGCAGGAGAGUGUGGAAAGACAAGUCCCACGACAGCAAUAACAGGAAGUCCUACGAGUUUGAGGACCUCCUCCAGUCGUCCGCCGAAGGCUGCAGGGUGGACUGGUACGCUCAGUCCCGCCUGGGCCUGACACGCACUUUAUCGGAAGAGAACGUCUACGAGGACAUAAUAGACCCCCCGUGCAAGGAGAAUCCUUAUGAAGACAUAGAGCUGGAGAGAAGCUGCCUGAGUCGCAAAUGUGUCUCCUCUUCGCCAAUCCCUGACACUCCACCUAAGCUCUGCACCAAGCCAGGCUUCUUCAGACAAAACUCAGAGCGACGGAGCUACAAGGUCCUGGAAUUAAGGAGAAGCAACAGGGAGGCCGGCCUGACCUCGCCGUCUCGCAUCAGUCCUCCGUCCACCCCCAGCAGCCCCGAUGACACACCCUGUCUCUCUGGAGACCCGUACAACCGGCGGCGGAAGAAAAUCCCAAAGAUGGUGUUGAAGAUCAAUGGCGUCUUUGAGGCUCGUAGAGGCAAAAAGCGCAUGAAGAAGGUGUCGCAGUCCACCGAGUCAAGCUCGGGGAGAGUCACAGAUGAGAACAGCGAGUCCGAAAGCGACACAGAGGAGAAACUAAAAGCUCAUAGCCAAAUGCUAGUGUCGGUCCAGUCCAUGCUGAGGCAGACGGGGAGAUACCGGACUUUGGAGAGAGAUGUAAUGGAGUUGCAGGAGAGAAAACUCUUUGAGUAUUUCAUCGUGGUGGCCCUUCACAAGACCAAAGCUGGAGUUCCGUACCUGCCGGAAGUCACGCAACAGUUCCCUCUCAAGCUUGAAAGGAGCUUCAAGUUCAUGCGAGAGACGGAGGACCAGCUCAAGGUCAUCCCUCAGUUCUGCUUCCCCGACGCCAAAGACUGGGCGCCUGUGGACAACUUCCCCAGUGAGACCUUUUCUUUUGUGCUGACCGGAGAGGAUGGAAGUCGGCGAUUUGGCUACUGCAGGCGUUUACUGCCCAGCGGUAAAGGCCGGAGGCUCCCGGAGGUCUACUGCAUCGUCAGCCGCUUGGGCUGCUUCGACCUCUUCUCCAAGAUCCUGGACGAGGUGGAGAAGAGACGAGCUAUCUCGCCCGCCCUGGUGCAGCCUUUCAUGAGAGGCAUCAUGGAAGCUCCUUUUCCUGCUCCAGGAAGGACCAUCACCGUCAAGAACUUCCUGCCGGGCUCAGGAACAGAGGUGAUGGAGUUGUGCCGGCCGUCAGAUUCCCGCCUGGAGCACGUGGACUUUGAGUGUCUCUUCUCCUCCUUGAGUCUUCGCCUGCUCCUGCGGGUCUUCGCCUCGCUGCUCCUGGAGCGCAGGAUCAUCUUCACCGCCGGCAAGCUCAGCACCUUGUCCCAGUGCUGCCACGCGGUGGUGGCGCUGCUCUACCCGCUGACGUGGCAGCACACCUACAUCCCCGUGCUGCCGCCCUCCAUGCUGGACAUCGUCUGCACGCCCACCCCCUUCAUCGUGGGCCUGCUCUCCAGCUCGCUGCCUCGGCUGAAGGAGCUGCCCUUAGAAGAAGUUCUGGUGGUGGACCUGGGCAACAGCCGCUUCCUCCGGCAGCUGGACGACGAGGACUCCAUCCUGCCUCACAAGCUGCAGGCGGCGCUGGAACACGUGCUGGAGAAGAGGAGGGAGCUGGCCUGUGAGAAAGGAGAACUUCCCAGUGCAGACUCCAGCUCCCUCAGCGCGGUGGUGUCGGAGGCUUUCGUGCGUUUCUUCGUGGAAAUGGUUGGCCAUUACUCGCUCUUCAUGGGCGGGGCCGAGCGGGAGGACGAGUCGUCAUCCGUCCCGUCGCCCACAACGCCCUACUCUUCCUCCUCCUCCUCUUCCUCCUCCUUCCAGCGGGAGGCCUUCCGUAAGGCGGUGACAUCCAAGAGUCUGAGGAGGUUCCUGGAGGUGUUCAUGGAGACGCAGAUGUUUGCAGGCUUCAUCCAGGAGAGGGAGCUGCGCAGACAAGGCCUCAGAGGUCUGUUUGAGGUGAGGGCGCAGGAGUAUCUGGACUCACUUCCUGGCAGCGAGCAGCGAGGGGUCAACAAGUUCUUGAAAGGCUUAGGAAACAAGAUGAAGUUCCUCUCUAAGAAAUGACUUUGUGUGGAGUUUGUCCAGAGCAUCUUUCAACGUCAGCAGUGUAAAUACCUUCUUCUCACAUUCCGGGACAUUCCAAGUCUUUCUCAAGCAUUCCAAGUCUUUCCUGUAGAAGUUUUGUACAACUUCUUCUUCAGGCUUUCACUUUAUUUAUGUUCUUUCUUCCUUUUUUUUUUGGUCACAUAAUCUCCUUUUUCAGCGCAAAGAGAAACCUGUAGUUUGUUCAUAGGCUUUAUUUAUCGGACUGUUUUGUCUUCAAGUCCAUUGACUCGUACCGUCAGAGUAGAGCCGGCCGCCAUGUUGGGAGGUCACUUUGUACGUGGAGUAGUUUGCCUCCAAUGUCCGUCUUUUAAGAAUGAAACUCCAUCAAUAAAGUGAUGGGACUCCUCUCUCUCUGUUGCUGCUUUCCAGAUGUUCUCUCGGUCCUCUGUGAGGGAUUAUCAUCCUUCACAGCAACAUCUGGACAGGAUGUUGGCGAUGAAUAUUGUGACGGCUGGUAGAUGAAUCAAGUAUUAAAUAUUUGGAGUAAAUCAA
Nerophis ophidion (straightnose pipefish) is the source of this 4319-nucleotide messenger RNA. RefSeq names its product DENN domain-containing protein 2A. The coding region runs from base 660 to 3785 and encodes 1041 amino acids. The record is from RefSeq and is a predicted model, not a curated record. The transcript is spliced from 23 exons. NCBI's taxonomy places the organism in Eukaryota, Metazoa, Chordata, Actinopteri, Syngnathiformes, Syngnathidae. Gene Ontology annotation, cellular component: actin cytoskeleton. Gene Ontology annotation, biological process: retrograde transport, endosome to Golgi.